Rhodotorula toruloides NP11 is the source of this 3825-nucleotide messenger RNA. Its product is annotated as antiviral helicase SKI2. Lineage: Eukaryota; Fungi; Basidiomycota; Microbotryomycetes; Sporidiobolales; Sporidiobolaceae. The coding region runs from base 1 to 3825 and encodes 1274 amino acids. Gene Ontology annotation, molecular function: RNA helicase activity; RNA binding; ATP binding. Gene Ontology annotation, biological process: nuclear-transcribed mRNA catabolic process, 3'-5' exonucleolytic nonsense-mediated decay. The transcript is spliced from 23 exons. The record is from RefSeq and is a predicted model, not a curated record. Gene Ontology annotation, cellular component: Ski complex.
AUGAGGGGCAGACUGACAGACGAGCAACGUGCAGAGCUCCUGCGCGAGCUCGGCGUGGGCCAGACGCCGUCGCCGGAGCAAGUGAGGGCCGACAUCGAGCAGGAGUGGUUGCUUCCCUCGAAGGACGGCAGGAAGGAGCUCGCAGCGGCAGAAUGGGCGAUGCACUGGAACCGCGACCCGGACCUCCGUUCCCUCCUGCACAUCGAGCCGACCCAGCCCACGACCUCGCUCGAAUUCAUCUCGUCUGGCCUGUCAGGCGAGAUCACGGGCUACCGAGAAGUGACGAACACGGCGAGCGCGCGGCUGGCGACCAACAGCACGAGCCUGGACCGGAAACCUGCGAGUUACGAGGGCAGCUUCGUCCGUGGGAAGAGCUCGUAUUUCCCAUUCAGGCCGGGAGGAUUGGGAGACAUUGUUGCGGAUGAGGACGAGGGAGCGGGGGCCGAAGGAGGACUAGAGAAGGCGGCGGAGGGACUGGAGAAGGCCUUCGAGAAGGGUCAAGGCGGCAUCCGCACGAUCCCUCCCGGUUUCACGCGCGGCCUCGACUUCGGUCCUCUCGCAGACGACCCAACCAGUAAUCUGAUCGAGGAGGAAGAGGAGGAAGUCGAGGUCAAGCCGAUCUACCGGCCGAUGCUGGAGCUGCAGAACGAGGGACGGGCCAAGGCUGUGACUAACGGUCGACCAACCGAACAAGCGCCCAUUCUCGACUCUGCCAUCGAAGAGCUGCUUCCAACAAGACGACUCGUCAAAGCACCUGCAGCUGCUUCGACUCGCCGAAGACCGGUCGUCGCGAAGCGAGAUUGGGCGCAUGUCGUCGACGUCAACCGCGAGAUUGUCAACUUCCACGAGCUUGUGCCGGACAUGGCUCGCGAGUACCCUUUCGAGCUGGACACGUUCCAGAAGGAGGCGAUCUACCACAUGGAAGUCGGCGAGUCCGUCUUCGUCGCCGCCCACACGUCAGCAGGCAAGACAGUCGUGGCCGAAUACGCCAUCGCCCUCGCGCAGAAACACAUGACCCGUGCGAUCUACACCUCGCCCAUCAAGGCGCUGUCGAAUCAGAAGUUCCGCGACUUUCAGCGCACGUUCGAGCCGAGUGAGGUGGGUAUCUUGACGGGCGACGUGCAGAUCAACCCCGAGGCGAGCUGCUUGAUCAUGACGACCGAGAUUCUGCGGAGUAUGCUGUACAAGGGCGCCGAUCUGAUUCGAGACGUCGAGUGGGUCAUCUUCGACGAGGUGCACUACGUGAACGACCUCGAGCGCGGUGUCGUAUGGGAGGAAGUCAUCAUCAUGCUGCCUGAUCACGUCGGCAUCAUCCUUCUCUCGGCGACCGUGCCCAAUACGAAGGAGUUUGCAGACUGGGUCGGACGAACGAAGAAGAAAGACAUCUACGUUAUCUCGACGCCAAAACGACCAGUCCCACUCGAGCAUUUCCUCUAUUCGGGCAAGGAGUUGCACAAGAUUGUCGACGCGAAGGGGCAGUUCCUCGGUACAGGGCACAAGGAGGCGACCGAAGCGAUCCGGCGGAAGCAGGACAAGGAGCGCGAAGCAGCCGGUCUCGGACCUCCUACUCGCGGCGGUGCGGCUGCAGGUGGACGAGGUGGAGCACGAGGCGGUACAGGCGGUGGUUCGAACAGUGGCGGCGGAGCAGCCGCUCGGCAAGUCGCUGCGAGGGGCGCGAUGGCUGCUCAGCGACGAGCAGGGUCGGGACCGCUCAACCGCAUGAACAAUCAGUCGAGGGACGCGAACCUGUGGAUCCACCUCGUCGGGCUGCUGCGGAAGAAGGAGCUUCUGCCUGUCGUCGUCUUCACCUUCAGCAAGAAGCGGUGCGAGGAGUACGCGUCGAGCAUGCCCAACACAGACCUGUGCACGGCUGCGGAGAAGAGUGAGGUGCACAUCACGGUCGAAAGGGCGUUGACGAGGCUGAAGGGCUCGGACAAGCUUCUGCCCCAAAUCCAGAAUAUGCGGAUGCUGCUGUCGCGCGGCGUCGGUGUGCAUCACGGUGGCCUGCUACCCAUUGUAAAGGAGAUCGUCGAGCUGCUCUUCGCUCGCGGUCUCGUCAAGGUUCUCUUCGCUACCGAGACGUUUGCUAUGGGCGUCAACAUGCCGGCGAAGUGCGUCGUCUUCUCCAGCAUCCGCAAGCACGACGGCCGCAAUUUCCGCGAGCUGCUCCCGGGCGAGUACACGCAAAUGUCGGGUCGUGCCGGUCGCCGCGGUCUCGACAAGACGGGCGUUGUCAUCAUCAACGCCGAUGCGGACGUGCCGGAUACCAACACCCUCUCGCACAUGCUCCUCGGCCAGCCGACCAAGCUGCAGUCGCAGUUCCGCCUCACGUACUCGAUGAUUCUCAACUUGCUCCGCGUCGAAGCGCUUCGUGUCGAGGAGAUGAUCAAACGAAGUUUCUCGGAGAAUGCGGCGCAGCGGUUAUUGCCAGAGCACCAGAAGAAGGUUGCCGAGGGCGAGAACGAGCUGAAGGAGCUGAGAAAGCUGCCGCCCGGUCCGAAGACGGACGACCUCAAGCGGUUCUACGACUUAUCGCAGCGAAUCAUUGAGCUCAACACCGCUGUUCUCGACGGCGUGCUUGCUCACCCGUCGUCUGGUCGGAUGAUGAGCGCCGGACGGGUUGUCGUUCUGUCGGAUGGGCACUUCCGCGACCACCCUGCGGUCCUGCUCAAAUCCGCACCUCCAGCUGUCUUGCCUUCGGGCGUGAUCGACCCGACGAAGCAGUUCUUCGUUCUCGCGUUCGUGCCGCCCGAUGUUCGAAGCGGUCACCAUGACGUCCCUGUCGAAGCCGUCCCCCCUCGCUGGCCUCCUCGCCCGUCUGCCAUUACCGAUCCCUCCUCCCUCACCUACGAACUCGCCAUCGUCCCCCUCACAUCUAUCGCCCUCGUCACGACUCUCGCCCUCAAGGUCGACGCAGACGCUAUCGCCGACCGACACCGCCGCUCCGCCAUGGAAGCGGCCGUUGCAGACUACGUCGCGUUGGCUGCAAGUGUUGGCGGCGAGCUGAAGGAGGCGGAUUGGAGCAAGGUUCGCGGACUGGAAUUCCGGGAAGCGCUGCAGGAGCGGGACGAGCUGCAGAAGAAGCUCGAGUUCUUGACUGUCGAGGAGGAAGACCUGGGCGAGCCGUACUCGAUCUUGCACUCCGAGCGGGCUUUGGAGGACAAGAUCGCAUCGCUUCGCAUGGCGCUGAGCGAUCAGAACCUCGAGCUUCUUCCCGACUACGAACAGCGCAUCGCCGUUCUAAAAGAGUUGCAGUUCAUCGACGACAACUCGACUGUCCAGCUCAAGGGUCGUGUCGCUUGCGAGAUCAAUUCGGCGAACGAGCUUGUAUUGACGGAGCUCAUUCUCGACAACGUUUUCGCCUCGUACGAGCCGGAGGAAGUUGUCGCUCUCCUGUCCGGCUUCAUUUUCCAGGAGAAGACCGAUGUCGAGCCGCUGCUGACGCCACGACUUGAAGAGGGCAAAGCGACGAUCCUCGCGACGUACGACCGCGUCGUCGCUGUCCAGGAGCGGCACCGCGCCAACUUUGCCGACGAGGGUUUCAACGGUUCGGGAGAGCUCAAGUUUGGGUUGACGGAGGUCGUCUACGAGUGGGCACGAGGCAUGUCCUUCCACCAAAUCACCCAGCUCACCGACGUACAAGAAGGCACGAUCGUCCGCGCCAUCACCCGCCUCGACGAAACGUGUCGCGAAGUCCGCGACGCAGCGAGGGUCGUCGGCAACGCUGAGCUGUACCAGAAGAUGCUCAAGGCGCAGGAACAGAUUCGGCGCGACGUCAUCUUCAGUCAGUCGCUGUACUUUACUGGGUCGACUGGCUCGUCGUGA